UUCUGUGCCAGCCUCACGGAAAUGAAGCUGCCCGGCCAGGAGGGGUUUGAAGCUUCCAGUGCUCCUACAAAUGUUUCUGCAGGGGAGCUGGACAGUGACCUUGGUCCCAGCCACAGCCCCAGCCCUGAUGGCCCCUCAGACACAGAGAGCAAGGAACUGGGGGUACCCAAAGACCCUCUGCUCUUCAUCCAGCUGAAUGAGCUACUGGGCUGGCCCCAGGCAUUGGAGUGGAGAGAGACAGGCAGCUCCUCUGCAUCCCGGCUCCUGGACAUGGGAGAAAUGCCCCCAAUAACACUGUCUACCCACCCCCAUUGCAGGUGGGUACUGUUUGAGGAGAAAUUGGAAGUGGCUGCAGGCCGGUGGAGUGCCCCCCACGUGCCUACCCUGGCACUGCCCAGCCUCCAGAAGCUCCGCAACCUGCUGGCCGAGGGUCUUGUACUGCUGGACUGCCCAGCUCAGAGCCUCCUGGAGCUCGUGGAGCAGGUGACCAGGGUGGAGUCGCUGAGCCCAGAGCUGAGAGGACAGUUGCAGGCCUUGCUGCUGCAGAGACCCCAGCACUACAACCAGACCACAGGCACCAGGCCCUGCUGGGGCUCUACUCAUCCAGGAAAGGCUUCUGACGAGGAGGAAGCCCCCCUGAGGGAACAGCGUCAGAACCCUCUGAGACAGAAGCUGCCUCCAGGGGCUGAGGCAGGGACUGUGCUGGCAGGGGAGCUGGGCUUCCUAGAGCAGCCACUGGGAGCCUUUGUUCGACUGCGGGACCCUGUGGUAUUGGGGUCCCUUACCGAGGUGUCCCUCCCAAGCAGGUUUUUCUGCCUUCUCCUGGGCCCCCCUAUGCUGGGAAAAGGCUACCAUGAAAUGGCCCGGGCAGCAGCUGUCCUCCUCAGUGACCCGCAAUUCCAGUGGUCAGUUCGUCGAGCCAGCAACCUUCAUGACGUUCUGACAGCCCUAGAUGCCUUCCUAGAGGAGGUGACAGUGCUUCCCCCAGGUCGGUGGGACCCAACAGCCCGGAUUCCCCCGCCCAAAUGUCUGCCAUCUCAGUACAAAAGGCUUCCCCCGCAACAGCGAGAGAUCAAAGGUCCGGAAGCCCCGUGCCUGACCUCGGCUGAGGACCGGCACCGCCUUGACCCGCACGCCCCCAGCCCUGAGUUGCAGCGGACUGGCAGGCUGUUUGGGGGCCUUAUUCAGGACGUGCGCAGGAAGGCUCCGUGGUACCCCAGCGAUUUCUUGGACGCCCUGCAUCUCCAGUGCUUCUCAGCUGUACUCUACAUUUACCUGGCCACUGUCACUAAUGCCAUUACUUUCGGGGGUUUGCUGGGAGAUGCCACUGAUGGUGCCCAGGGAGUGAUGGAAAGUUUCCUGGGCACAGCAGUAGCUGGAGCUGCCUUCUGCCUGAUGGCAGGCCAGCCCCUCACCAUCCUGAGCAGCACCGGGCCAGUGCUGGUCUUUGAGCGCCUGCUCUUCUCUUUCAGCAGAGAUUACAGCCUGGACUACCUGCCCUUCCGCCUAUGGGUGGGCAUCUGGGUGGCUACCUUUUGCCUGGUGCUGGUGGCCACAGAGGCCAGCGUGCUGGUACGCUACUUCACCCGCUUCACUGAGGAAGGUUUCUGUGCCCUCAUCAGCCUCAUCUUCAUUUAUGAUGCUGUGGGCAAAAUGCUGAACUUGACCCAUACCUAUCCUAUCCAGAAGCCUGGAUCCUCUGCCUAUGGGUGCCUCUGCCAAUACCCAGGCCCAGGAGGAAAUGAGUCUCAAUGGACAAGGACAAGGCCAAAAGACAGAGAUGACAUCUUAAGCAUGGACCUAGGCCUGAUCAAUGCGUCCUUGCUGCCGCCACCUGAGUGCAUACGGCAGGGAGGCCACCCUCGUGGCCCUGGCUGUCAUACAGUCCCAGACAUUGCCUUCUUCUCCCUCCUCCUCUUCCUUACUUCCUUCUUCUUUGCUAUGGCCCUCAAGUGUGUAAAGACCAGCCGCUUCUUCCCCUCUGUGGUACGCAGAGGGCUCAGCGACUUCUCCUCCGUCCUGGCCAUCCUGCUGGGCUGUGGCCUUGAUGCUUUCCUGGGCCUAGCCACACCAAAGCUCAUGGUGCCCAGAGAGUUCAAGCCCACACUCCCUGGGCGUGGCUGGCUGGUGUCACCUUUUGGAGCCAACCACUGGUGGUGGAGUGUGGCAGCUGCCCUGCCUGCCCUACUGCUGUCUAUCCUCAUCUUCAUGGACCAGCAGAUCACAGCAGUCAUCCUCAACCGCGUAGAAUACAGACUGAAGAAGGGAGCUGGCUUCCACCUGGACCUCUUCUGUGUGGCUAUGCUGAUGUUACUCACAUCAGCGCUUGGACUGCCUUGGUAUGUCUCAGCCACUGUCAUCUCCUUGGCUCACAUGGACAGUCUUCGGAGAGAGAGCAGAGCCUGUGCUCCCGGGGAGCUCCCCAACUUCCUGGGUAUCAGGGAGCAGAGGCUGACAGGCCUGGUGGUGUUCAUCCUUACAGGAGUCUCCAUCUUCCUGGCACCUGUGCUCAAGUUCGUCCCAAUGCCUGUGCUCUAUGGCAUCUUCCUGUACAUGGGGGUGGCAGCACUUAGCAGCAUUCAGUUCACUAAGAGAGUAAAGCUGUUGUUGAUGCCAGCAAAACACCAGCCAGACCUGCUACUCUUACGGCAUGUGCCUCUGACCAGGGUCCACCUCUUCACAGCCAUCCAGCUGGCCUGUCUGGGGUUGCUUUGGAUAAUCAAGUCUACCCCUGCAGCCAUCAUCUUCCCCCUCAUGUUGUUGGGCCUUGUGGGGGUCCGAAAGGCCCUGGAGAGGGUCUUCUCACCACAGGAACUCCUCUGGCUGGAUGAGCUGAUGCCAGAGGAGGAAAGAAGCAUCCCUGAGAAGGGACUGGAGUCAGAGCACUCGUUCAGUGGAAAUGACAGUGAAGAUUCAGAGCUGAUGUAUCGGCCAAAGGCUCCAGAAAUCAACAUUUCCGUGAAUUAGCUGGAGUAGGAGUCUGGGAGUGGAGACCCCAGGAAACAGCAUGAGGGAGCAAGCCAGAACAAGAUGAAGGGGAAACAUUCUAAGCAGAGGCCACAGCAUGUACAAAAGCCUGGAACUGGUUGCCCUUAAUAAGCUGAACUCUCUUUUGGGGCUGGGUACAGUGGCUCAUGCCUGUAAUCCCAGCACUUUGAGAGGUGGAUGUGGGCAGAGUAUCCGAGGUCAGGAGUUUGAAACCAGCCUGCCCAACAUAGUGAAACCCCCUUUCUACUAAAAAUACAAGAAUUAGCUGGGCAUGGUGGUACAUGCCUGUAAGAGGCUGAGGCAGGAGAAUCACUUGAACUGGGGAGGGAGAGGUUUGGAGGUUGCAGUGAGCUGAGAUUGCACCACUGCACUCCAGCCUGGGCGACAGAGAAACUCCGUCUCAAAACAAAAACAAAACCAAAAAUGAGGCUGGGCAUGGUGGCUCAUGCCUGUAAUCUCAGCACUUUGGGAGGCCGAGGCGGGCAGAUCACGAGGUCAGGAGAUAGAGACAAUCCUAGCUAACACGGUGAAACCCUGUCUCUACAAAAAAUUAGCAGGGCAUGGUGGCAUGCGCCUAUAGUCCCAGCCACUCAGGAGGCUGAGGCCAGAGAAUUGUUUGAAUCCGGGAGGCGGAGGUUGCAGUGAGCUGAGAUUGUGCCACUGCACUCCAACCUUGGCCACAGAGCGAGACUCUAUCUCAAAAAAAAAAAAACAGCAAUUACAACAAAAACAAACUCUCUUUUGGGCCAUAGAACACCCUCCUCUUCAUGCUUCUCCAAGCCCGAGUCUAAAAGCCUCUGACACUAAGAGCAAUGGGAAAUUUGGGGGACUGGAGAGAGAAAGGGGAAUUCACUGGCUGGCCCUAAACAAGAUUUCCUGGGCUUUCCUUAUCUCUUAUCACUCUUUUUGCUCUGUUCUUUGCAGUAGUAUGUCCCAUGAGCACUUGUUUUGGCCUCACCGUGUCUUCUCUCAGUUCACAGGAGCUUACUCACGAAGUCAGGGCAUUGCUGGCCUUUGGUUUAACUUCCAGAUGCUCAGUUGGUUUGGGGCAGGACUGAAGGGCAGCUGCCAAGACCUCAGUUACCUCCUGACCUGAGGGUGGAGAGUGGCCGGAAGCAAGCAUGUUUGCUGUGUGCUUAGGAAAGGCUGGUGAGCCAGAAGGACGGAUCAGGUCCUAUACACUCUCUACUCAUUAAAAGGUCCUGAGCCACGAAGUGUUUCCCAUUUUGAACUUUCUGUCCUCACAGAUUCUCUUUUACAGAAUUUAAGGACUAUCAGGGAACUCUUUUCAGCUUGCAAACAGAAAAAGACAGUCUUUCCAGAAUAAUUAUUCUUCUGUUUGAAAUUGUUUUUUACACAUAUUGGGAGGCUGAGGUGGGAGUAUUGCUUGAGCCCAGGAGUUGGAGAGCAGCAUGAACAACAUAGUGAAACCUCGUUUUCACACAAAAACAAUAACAAAAAAAAUUAGCUAGGUGUGGUGGUGCACACCUGUGGUCCCAGCUACUCAGGAAGCCAAGGCAGGAGGAUCGCUUGAGCCUGGAGGAUUGCUUGAGCCCAGGAGGUUGAGGCUGUGGUGAGCCAUGAUCAUGCCACUGCACUCCAGACUCAGCAACAGAGCAAGAACCUGUCUCCAAAAAAAAAUUUUUUUUUUUAAAAAGAAGCAAGACAUACUGCAGUAAUUUCCAAAAAAAAAAGAAGCAAGACAAAAAAAAUAUUGGGCCAGGCAUGGUGGAGUUUACACCUGUAAUCCCAGCACUUUGGGAGGCCAAGGCGGGCAGAUCACAUGAGGUCAGGAGUUUGAGACCAGCCUGGCCAACAUGGCGAAAACCCAUAUCUACUAAAAAUACAAAUAUUAGCUGGGCAUGGUGGCAUGUGCCUGUGAUGCCAGCUACUCGGGAAGCUGAGACAGGAGUAUCGCUUGAACCAGGAGACAGAAGUUGCAGUGAGCCAAGAUCAUACCACUGCACUCCAGCCUGAGUGACAGAGUAAGACUCUAUCUCCAAAAAAAAUAAAUAAAAACUAAAAAAUAAUGUUGAUGCAUGUAGUUGUAGUUUGUUUUCAUUGCUAAGAAGCACUCCAUUGUAUAAUUCUACCACAGUUCAAUUAUCCAGUUUUCUAUUGACUCAAAUAAUUCACCGGUGAAGCCAUUGGGGCCUGGAGGUUGCUUUGCGGAAAGUUUAAGUUGGUUCAAAUUCUUUAAUUUUUCAGGCUGUUUAUUUCUUCUUCAGCCAUUUUUGGUGAAUUGUAUUUUUCUGGGAAUCUAUUCAUUUUAUCUAAUUUUUCAUAUUUAUUGACAAAAAGUUAUUAUAACU
Messenger RNA from Callithrix jacchus (white-tufted-ear marmoset), 5300 nucleotides. It is a transcript of the gene SLC4A9, whose product is annotated as solute carrier family 4 member 9. The record is from RefSeq and is a predicted model, not a curated record. Gene Ontology annotation, biological process: transmembrane transport; monoatomic anion transport; bicarbonate transport. Gene Ontology annotation, cellular component: plasma membrane; basolateral plasma membrane. Gene Ontology annotation, molecular function: monoatomic anion transmembrane transporter activity; sodium:bicarbonate symporter activity; solute:inorganic anion antiporter activity. Lineage: Eukaryota; Metazoa; Chordata; Mammalia; Primates; Cebidae.